AUCAUAUCUACAAUUUCUCUCAGUGCUUUUGAAGCAUCACUCUCUGUCUCCUUCCUGCUUGGCCCUGGUAUGGCCAUAGACACUCUCCGAAUGGACGGAAAUCAGUAUGCAUCUCAUAGUGGAACUGCCCUUGGUUAUGGGGCGUACCACGGCUAUGACACUUAUGCGCGUCAGAGUAUGCAGAUGCAGCCUCAGCGAGGCCCUCCCCUUCAACCUCGACAAGGCCAUGGCUAUUCGGGUUGCUAUGGGCGUUCUCUCAAUGUGUUCAAGUCGCAGGGCUUCAGCCACGGCGGGGCCUCGAAGCGGAAGUAUGAUACCUUUAACCAGGCACCGCAAGGGGCAUCGCUUCUACAUCAAUUGCGAGCAGACAACUUGAAGAAAACCAGGCGGCACUUUCAAGGUUCCUUUGAGGCUUUGGAAUCCACGCCGCGGAUUGCACCCAAGGCACCGGAUAACAGGCACGGCUUCCUUCUUUCAGCUGGUUCGGGGGCCUUGCCUUCAGGUCCAAAGGGUGCUCUGCAUGCCAUUACACCAAGUGCUGUGCCGGGUGGCGAGGAGCAGCUAUGGAAAAACAGCUAUGGCAAUGCCGACAAGGAGGCCGUUCAACUUGCUGCAGCAGCCGGCCUUGACUUCCUUGGCUCUUUCUAUGAUGAAGGAGCUACACUGACGUUUGAUGAAGGUCUCGAGGCUGGGGAGCGGGACGACGAGGUCGAGGAUAGAGGGGACACAGGGGUUGACGCAUCUGUAGCAGAGCAACCGCCGAACACAUUUGACGAGGAAGCCUCAUUCCCGCCGCAAGCCAAGCGGAAGCUUGCCUCGCAGGCUGCGUACAUCGCUCAACUUGAGGAGCAACAGCUAACGUUACGUGAGCGCAUUUUCCUCCUCGAGCAACAAUUAGCUGAGGCGCGGCGACAACGCGGGGCAUCACCUUGCGGGCACAGUGAUGACGCGGAUGAGGCCAGCGACGAGGACCGAGCGACUUCGUCUUCCGAAUAG
Molecule: messenger RNA, 996 nt
Organism: Volvox carteri f. nagariensis
Lineage: Eukaryota; Viridiplantae; Chlorophyta; Chlorophyceae; Chlamydomonadales; Volvocaceae
Exons: 4
Coding region: 70-996 (308 amino acids)
Source: RefSeq, a predicted model, not a curated record